AUGCUCAAGGCGAUAGCUGCAGCGGUGAUAUUCUCAUCGUUGUCGACUGUGUCUGCCGCAUCCACAUGCAAACUCGCAUCCAGGGCAGAUCCCCUGCAGUAUGUCGGAGUUGACUGGUCUUCAGUCAUAGUGGAGGAACGUGGCGGCGUCGUCUAUAAGAACGCACAAGGCAUUGAGAUGCCUCUGGAGGAUAUUCUGGUGGAAGCCGGCGUGAAUAUGGUGCGCCAACGUGUGUGGACGGUUGACGGCGACUACGGAGUGCAGUACAACCUCGACCUGGCGCGACGGGCGAACAAGGCAGGCUUGAUGUUUGGCCUCAGCCUUCACUUCAGCGACACAUGGACCAAUCCAAACCAACAAACCAUCCCGACUGGUUGGCCACAAGAGAUUGAACCGCUCAUCAAUACAUUAUACAACUACACAAGCAACGUAUGCGAAACCUUUGCGGCAGAGGGCCUCUAUCCAGAAACAAUCACCAUCGGCAAUGAGAUCCCAUCGGGAUUGCUGUGGCCGACCGGUUACUACACGAAUCCGGAAAACCUCGCCCGACUUCUGCAGACCGCUGCGAGUGCUGUGAAGAGUUCUUCUCUAGGAGGACACACCAAGGUCGUGACUCAUCUUGCCCAUGGAUAUGAUUCGGAUCUCCAGCAUUGGUUUUACGACCUGGUCUUGGACACCGGGUAUCUGACCGUCGACGACUGGGAUGUCAUCGCCGUUUCGUUCUACCCCUUCUGGGGUGAGGGUGCCACGAUGGACGCGCUGACACAGUCUCUGACCAGUCUGGCAUCUCAGUACCAGAAGGAAGUCCAGGUUGUCGAGACUAACUGGCCGACGCAGUGCACUAACCCAGAAUAUCCAUUUCCGCAGGAUCAGCUCGAUAUUCCUCUUAGCCCGGCGGGUCAGAUUACGUAUCUCCAACGACUCGCCGAUACCCUCAAGGCUAUCCCGGCCGCUACGGGGCUCAACUACUGGGAGCCUGCGUGGAUAGAUAAUGCUGUACUGGGGUCUUCCUGUGAGAGCAACGUCAUGUUUGAUCCAAACGGCCAGGCGUAUGAUAGCGUGUCUAUCUUUGGCUCGCUUUACUAG
Messenger RNA from Aspergillus caelatus, 1086 nucleotides. Its product is annotated as family 53 glycosyl hydrolase. Bases 1 to 1086 code for a protein of 361 amino acids. The transcript has a single exon. Gene Ontology annotation, molecular function: glucosidase activity. The record is from RefSeq and is a predicted model, not a curated record. Gene Ontology annotation, biological process: pectin catabolic process. NCBI's taxonomy places the organism in Eukaryota, Fungi, Ascomycota, Eurotiomycetes, Eurotiales, Aspergillaceae.